This is a messenger RNA of Camellia sinensis, 2573 nucleotides long. NCBI's taxonomy places the organism in Eukaryota, Viridiplantae, Streptophyta, Magnoliopsida, Ericales, Theaceae. The record is from RefSeq and is a predicted model, not a curated record.
UAGUUAAAACGGUACCGUUUUGUGAAUCAAGACGUUUGAAAACCGCCUCCAAAUCCUGUCUCUCUUCACACCCUCUCCUGUCUCUCCAAACCUUUAUUUUGAAAACCCCAUUUUGAGCACAGCCGUCACUCACUCACACUCUCACUCUCUUUCUCUCUCUUUCUAUCAGAUGAUCGAUUGUUCUUCAGUCUCUUACGCAGUGAUUCUUCUUCGAUUCUUCUUCAGUUCGGUGAUUCUUCUUCGAUUUUGAGCACAGCUCCGUGAUUUAUCUCCAUGGAUUUGGAAUUCGUCUUCUUCGAUCAGAGGUCUUAAGCCCGGGUUCUCGAUUCUUCUUCACUCUCUUACUCUGUGAUUGUUCUUCGAUUCUUCUUCUGGUUGGUGAUUCAUCUCGGGAUUGCGAUUUGGAAGCUCCAUUUUGAGCACAGCGCCGUGAUUUAUCUCUGUGGAUUUGGAACUCUUUGGCUUCUUCGAUCAGAGAAUGAGCUCAAGGCCAGGUGGGAUGUAGACAAGUCAAUGCUAGAAGAAUCAAAGAAUUUAGCUGAGAAUAAGUACAAUGAAAUUAAUGAACAGGUCAUUGAUUGAUUUGCUUCAUGAAUAUGCUUAUGAUGUCCAGUAGACUCUUUUAUGCACAUCACAUAUCACAUAUUUAUGUACAUAACUGUAUGCAUGUAUAUUUAGUCAAUGCCAUAAAUCAAUUAAAAUAAGUAUGAAAACGUAUCCAAACUCCUCUUCAUUUGGCUAGAAGUUGUGCAAGAGCAAUGCAUGUCAUUAUAGUUUGUAAGUCACAUUCGUAACUCACAUUGAGAGAUGAAGAAGAUAACAAAUAAAUUAAGUGGGAAGUCAGAGAGAGAGAGAGAGAGAGAGGUCUUUGAGAACCCACUUUAAAGUAGGAGGGACCUGCAAGAGGUUGUUUUCUCUUUAUGUAGUAGUAUGGAUUUCGAGGUUCUGAAUCAGAUAUGCAGUAAAAAACAGUGUCAUGAUAUUAAUUGGAUGUUGUGCUUUGUCUAUUAUUUUUCUUUCUUGGAACUGUUAUGUGGGUUGAAUGUUUGGAUAGGUUAAAAUCUGCAAGAUCAUAAGAUUUGUGUUUAAUUCAUCUCAUGGUGAUGAUGGCAAAUUGAACAGUUAAUUCACUUCUUUCAUAAAUUUUAGCAAUUUAUUCAUUUUAUAGCAAUCAUGCAACAAAAAAGGCACAUAAUAAUAUUGUUAAAUACAAUUUUAAGAAUUUGGGUGAUGGAAACUCCAGAAGGUGGUGUUAAGAAUUUGGGUGAUAGUUCACCUUUGAUGCAGUCUAAAGGGUACAAGGAGGUAAAAAGCCUUGGUGCUUCUAUUGAUCAAUCUAUUGAUGUUGCUGGAAUCUGCAAUGAGGCAGCUACUCUUGAUCAAGAAGACAUGGUUAUUGAUGAAAGUAACUCUGGUGAACCAUGGGUUCAAGGACUUAUGGAAAGCAAGUAUUCUGAUCUGAGUGUUGAGGAACGCCUUAGUGCCGUUGUUGCUUUAAUUGGUGUUGCGAAUGAAGGAAACUCAAUUCGCAUUAUUCUAGAGGAAUGUUUGGAAGCCGCAAAUGCUCUAAAGAAGCAAAUGUGGGCAGAGGUACAACUUGAUAAAUGCUGAAUGAAAGAGGAGUAUGCGAUGAAGAUACAGUAUCCAUCUUGCAUCAGUGACAAGACUGAACCAAAUGUUCAAAUUUCUUCUGUUGAGGGCAGGCAAAGCCCAUUGCCUACUGUUGAUGACAAAAAUAAUUUGGUAUCAACAAAUCCUGUAGAACAGAAAGAGCACCUUCAUGACGCACAGAAUGACCCCAACUAUCCUAUUCAUAUGCCCUCCAAACGGAACCCACAAAUACAAGAGGUCUCUACAUGCACAGAUAAUCUUUCACUCCUGCAACCUGGAUAUGCUGCUGAAAGGUCAUGGUCGCAGUUAAAAUCUUAUAUUGGUCAUAAGGCAGAAGAGAUGUAUGUAUACAGGUCCUUGCCUCUUGGGCAAGAUCGCAGGCGGAACCGUUACUGGUAGUUUAUAACGUCUUCUUCUCGAAAUGAUCCUGGGUCUGGCAGGAUUUUCGUUGAGUUACGUCAUGGCUGUUGGAGGCUUAUUGAUUCUGAAGAGGUAAGUGUUAUUAUUUAGUUAUGCAUUAUUUUCUAAAUUGUUGUUAUGCUAGGUCUGAGCGUAUGUUAUGCAUAUAUUAGUGCCAAUUGUUAUUUUCUUGUUUAGCAGCAGCUACUCCUUGUUUUUGUGCCCCUUUUCUUCGGGUAUAAAAAGGUUCUCGUGGUCUUACUUUUUAUUAAAAUUUCUUCAAGAGUUCUUACUUGGAAAGGAUUGCAUGUAGUAAUUGGUGUUUACCCUUUGUUCUUUGAAAUCUGCUGUUAUGUUAAUUUUUUAUUUAUUUAUUUUUGUUUCAAUCUCUCUAGAGGAUUAUGAGGCUUUCAUUUCUUAGUUUUUAUGAAUUUCUCAAGAUUUCUUUGGUUUGUGACUAUUCAUUUUGUUUGAUAUGGUGGCUAAAUCAAAUUGUGCCUGGUUCUGAUUGAGAUCUUAUCUAUAGCUUGCGGCAAGGCUUGGAUCUCCAGAGUCAUUACAAC